AGAACGGCGUUUGUACUCUCGAACCCCUCGGGUCGCCAAAAUCCCGGCUCGUUUUGUACGACAAUUCCUCCGUUUCGAGUCGCUUUUUUACUUCUGGACUUUCUAAUUUUCGUUUUUCGACCAAAUUCUUCGAUCCGCCGGAUUUGAGACGGGCCGGUUUACCGUGUCGGAGGCAGCCGGUUUUUUCGCUUUAUCGAACCCAACUCUCGCGCCAUCUACGUUUUGAACAAAGAAGGGAGUCGUGUGUCUUGCAGACUUGCAGUGCGUUAGUCGGAGAGUGAAUCCCGAACGUUUUACCCCUUAUAAAUAACUUCAGUAGAUCUCCAGAAAAAAGAAAAGAGGCCCGCUUCUUUUUAUUUUAUUUUCAGUCAGGAACGACGUCUUUUUUAAUUCCCCCCAAAUAUUAAUUGAAGAUGAGUUCGAAAGAAAACAACUCGGAAGUAGCCGUGGAGAAGGCGACGCCGGAAAACAACGACAAAGCGGGCACAGACGGAGUAAAAGGGACCAAAAGGCCCGCUGAGGACAAGAGCGAGGACGUGAAGAAGGCGAAGAAGGAGGAGGAGAACGGAGAGGGCGAAGUCAUCGAGGAGAUCCUCGACGAAGAAGAAGAAGAAGAGGUCGAAGGCGAGGAAGAUGAGAUGGAUCGACUGAGCGAAGCAGACGAAUUAGAUGACGAGGAGGAGGACGUGGACGAUGAGGAAUCCGCGUAAUGUCAACGAGAGUGAGAGAUAAAUGAGAGUGAGUGAGAGUGGUUUUGGGCCCGUGAUCGGUUACCCAGCGAUAACGGACAAUUUGCUGUGUACCCCAUCACCUGGUAUCCAAACUUCAACACCGCAAUACACACAAGUUUUUAUUUAAUAAUACGAACACUUUGUUUUCCUUUUGUUUUUUUAAAAAAAUGGAUAAAAGAAAACUCAAAACGCCCUGCGACCCUAGGCGUUGUUUUCUUUGUAACUUUGUAUAAAAAUAUAUAAAAAAAAAUUAAAAAAGAAAAAAAAUAGUUUAUAAGAAUUUAAGGUAUUCUCUCUGGUUAAUAAUAUAUAGAAUGGAAUUGAUAUGACCAUGUAUUAAUUAAAAUGAACUGUACAAAUAUUUAAAUGAAUUUUACUAUUAAGUAUGGUUUUUUAUUUUUUGUUUUAAUUAUUUUUCUUUUUUUUUAUAAUUUUAAUUCUUUUGUCGUCCGCAUGUUGUGGAUUACUUGGACUAAAAAUAAGACUUAGAUUGAUCUGGUGAUGAGUGCUACUUAAAUAUAAAAAUCAAACCUGAAACAUUUUGGUUUAGAAUAAAAAGGAAAUCAGACACUAAAAUGAAUAUUAAAUUCAUAUAUUUUAAGACCAAGGAAUUUCACAACUGUUGACUCUUAGAAUGUCAAAAAAAAAACUCAUUCCAUAGAAAGAAAAAUUUUGUAAAAAUCUUUUUUUUUAAAUACCCAAUGUUAAUAAAAAAAAAAAGCGUUGUUUCAUGCUUAGAUGAUCAAAUUUCAUAUAAAAGGCAGGUCCAUAAGUACAAGAAAAGUUGUAGCAUAUAAACUUGUAAUUGGAGUGACUAAAGUGGAUUAGUUUUUAGUUAAAAUUUUGUGGUUGUAUUAUUAAUUCUCAUAUCUUGAAAAUUCCCAUCCAUAUUUUCCGAUUGAAAAGAAGAAAAAAAGAGAAAGAAUUAUCCCUCGCUGUCCUCUUUUCUUUCGUUUACUGGCUUUGUUAUAUUGCAUUUAUAUUGAAUAAAAUAAACCGGGAGUCAAGAAGACAGUGAUUGUA
Molecule: messenger RNA, 1754 nt
Organism: Cimex lectularius (bed bug)
Lineage: Eukaryota; Metazoa; Arthropoda; Insecta; Hemiptera; Cimicidae
Product: bacchus
Exons: 3
Coding region: 414-710 (98 amino acids)
Source: RefSeq, a predicted model, not a curated record